CGUUACCGACCUACAGAGAGCGCCAUUACCGAUACAGAGGCGAAACGUCAAAUCGAGAAUAUCGGGUUAACCUCUUUCGUGUUCAGCUGUGACUGUAAACGGCAAUAAAAAUGGCUAAAGCUAAGGGAGAAAAGAAAGGCAAGUCCGCAAUCAAUGAAGUCGUUACCAGGGAAUACACCGUGUGUAUUAGCAAACAUUUGAGCACCAUCAGUUUCAAGAAGAAGGCCCCCCGUGCCAUUAAGGUCAUCAGGAAGUUCGCCAUGAAGGCCAUGGGAACCCCAGAUGUCAGGAUCGACACACGUUUGAACAAACAACUGUGGUCCAAGGGUGUCAGGAACGUUCCCCGUCGCGUCAGGGUACGCCUUUCCCGCAGGAGGAACGACGACGAGGAUUCCGUAAACAAGUUGUUCACCUGGGUAACAUACGUACCAGUCGCAUCUUUCAAGAACUUGUUGACCGAGAACGUCGAUGUGACUCAAGAAUAAAAGAAAAAUAUUAAUAAAAAAAAACCUUUAUAUUUA
Messenger RNA from Nicrophorus vespilloides, 521 nucleotides. RefSeq names its product 60S ribosomal protein L31 (gene RpL31). The transcript has 3 exons. Gene Ontology annotation, biological process: cytoplasmic translation. The record is from RefSeq and is a predicted model, not a curated record. Lineage: Eukaryota; Metazoa; Arthropoda; Insecta; Coleoptera; Silphidae. The coding region runs from base 111 to 485 and encodes 124 amino acids. Gene Ontology annotation, molecular function: structural constituent of ribosome. Gene Ontology annotation, cellular component: cytosolic large ribosomal subunit; ribosome.